UUAUGACCUAUUUAGUUUCUUCCUUCAUGUGUACGCCGGGUUAAUAAUUUUAUUCAAAAUAACUUUACUUUGAAUGUGAUAUAAGAAUGGUUUAUGCAUUCAUCAUACACACUGUAUCACCAGGAACCUGCAGAAUCAUUUAUUCCUCCUCGUUUGGACAAGAAAUACAGAUAAUUGACACCCAAAGAGAAAACGAUCCUGCAAAACACGGAAGUGAUCUUCGGACCGAACGUAAACAAAACUUGCACAGGGUUGCUCAACUAGUUCAGUCUGAAUUUGCCUUUCGAAGGGUUGUCACAGGGAAAACACUAGAUGAUGACUUACUUAAGCUGAAUAAUGAAGGAACAUUGCCUGAAUUUGAACUUGGAUACAUCAGACUUCCUGUAGACGAGCCGUUUCAAAAUGAAAAGAUUGUUGUUUGGAUGGCAGCUGUAAACUGUGGUUUCACAAUGAUUUGUGAGAAAAAUGAAAAUCGGUCUCUGGCAGAAAAUGUCUUGAAGCUGUUGAUAAGAUACCUUCAGGAACACUUGAGGAUACUUAAUCAGCCGACUGAAGCAAUGACUAAAGUAGACAAAAUUGCAGUGGUUUUAGACAUAUUUUUACCAAGUGGACAAUUGUUGUUUAUGAACCGAAGACUUGUUAGACAAUUUGAGAAAGACCUAGAAUUAAUUUCAAAGGGCUAACAACUUGUUUGUGUUAAUUGUGCAAUUUCUGUCAGAAAUUACAUUCAUCUUAUCUUUUAAAUGAAUGUUCAUUCCAAAGCCGCUGUUUGAUUUUCAUUAUGCUAAGAUAUUAUAACCUAUUUGAUAAGCAUAUUCUUUUUAAGUGGUGCAUGACUUUCCCAACUGUUGUGUCACCACUUACAAGGUGAACAACUGUCAGUUGUAGAAGUGUGUUGAUAAAGUUGAGUGCUAUAUUACAUAUUAUUGCAAAAAGGCAGACUUUUUCAGUUGAUCUGUGACACCAUAAACCAGCCUUAUCUGUAUCUGCCAUAAGCUGCUAAGAUGACUACAUUUAUCAAUAUUUAUAAAUCACUUCAAGAUAGAAUUAAUAUCACAACUAGACAUAUUCUGUAUACUUUGGACUCCAUUAAGAUAACUGUCUUUGCUUUCUGAUGCCAGGGUUGAUAUUGAUUGGUAUUAAUCAGCAUGUGAAAUGUGGAUCUUAUCUAAAGAGGAGGCUUAUUGAAAUACCAAAAUAGCUAAAUAUCAUUCCUUUAUGCAUCAGUUGUAGGUAAGAUUAUCAAAUAAAAUGGCUCAACUUUAUAAGAUAUAUUUACCUUUUUCUAAAUGUUCCCUAUAGUGCCAGAUGUUAACAAAUAUAGUGAUUCCACAAAAAUAAAUUCCUGUUGCUAGGGCACAGGAAAUUGAUCAAGAAAAAAAGGAAACGAGUAGAUCAAAUUUAUCAAUACGUCAGGUAGUCUGCUUUGCAAGUAUAUGAUUGUUUACUGAAGUCAUGUAAUUUGGAAUAAUCCAGAUUGAUUGAAACUUGUAUUAAAAAAAUAGAAUUUAACCUUC
Messenger RNA from Lingula anatina, 1517 nucleotides. RefSeq names its product AP-5 complex subunit sigma-1. The record is from RefSeq and is a predicted model, not a curated record. NCBI's taxonomy places the organism in Eukaryota, Metazoa, Brachiopoda, Lingulata, Lingulida, Lingulidae. Gene Ontology annotation, biological process: double-strand break repair via homologous recombination; endosomal transport. Gene Ontology annotation, cellular component: late endosome; AP-type membrane coat adaptor complex; lysosome.